Messenger RNA from Manis javanica (Malayan pangolin), 1021 nucleotides. RefSeq names its product CCAAT enhancer binding protein gamma (gene CEBPG). NCBI's taxonomy places the organism in Eukaryota, Metazoa, Chordata, Mammalia, Pholidota, Manidae. Gene Ontology annotation, biological process: regulation of transcription by RNA polymerase II; DNA-templated transcription. Gene Ontology annotation, molecular function: DNA-binding transcription factor activity, RNA polymerase II-specific; RNA polymerase II cis-regulatory region sequence-specific DNA binding. The record is from RefSeq and is a predicted model, not a curated record.
CGGCAGCGUGCGAGGGCCCGGCGAAGAGGGGUAGCCGGUGGCGGCGGAACGGGCGGAGGCUGCCGGUUUCGUAACCGUCGCUCCUCCUCGCUGACUCGCGGGCUGCGAGGCCUGGGUCGGGUUGGGCCGCGCCGCGCGGGGCCGCUCGAAGUGGAGGCCGCCUGGGCACAGGCGGUCUGGAGGCGCAGGUACAUGUGAAGAUUUCUUGGCAGUUUAGUGUGGAAGCCAUUGAUCACCUUGCCUCAUUUCUGCCUGUUCUGUGUUGGCAAGGGAGAGUGCCCAAAUGAGCAAGAUCUCGCAGCAGAGCAGUAGUACUCCAGGAGUGAACGGAAUAAGUGUUAUUCACACUCAGGCUCAUGCCAGUGGCUUACAGCAGGUUCCUCAGCUGAUGCCUGCUGGCCCUGGGGGAGGAGGCAAAGCUGUGCCUCCAAGCAAGCAAAGUAAAAAGAGUUCACCUAUGGAUCGAAACAGUGACGAGUAUCGUCAGCGCAGAGAGAGGAACAACAUGGCUGUGAAAAAGAGCCGGUUGAAAAGCAAGCAGAAAGCACAGGAUACACUGCAGAGAGUGAAUCAGCUCAAAGAAGAGAACGAACGGUUGGAAGCAAAGAUUAAAUUGCUGACUAAGGAAUUAAGUGUACUGAAAGAUUUGUUUCUUGAGCAUGCACACAACCUAGCAGAUAACGUGCAACCUAGUAGCACUGAAAACACAACAAAUUCUGAUAAUGCAGGAAAGUAGACCUCACUCCUCCAAACUUCACAACUUGUGGCUUGAACGUUAAAGGUGUGAUUACCUACACCAUUCUUAUCAAUGGCUGAACAUUGUCUUGUUCCAUUAUUCAAAGAUCCACUGAAGGUUUUCUAGGAUCAGCACUGAAGAGUUGAUUAGCUAAAAAUGUUAGCCAUGAAUAUCUGGUUUUAAAUCAUGGAUUUUUGUGGGGAUGAAAACACAAAUUUUUUAGGUAUAUGGUAAAAAAAAAAAUGCCCUGGACCUUGCUGUUCUUAAUAAAUCCCAUUUUCUGAA